GUACGGAGCAAAUAUGUAUCACAUGUUUUUGAGUCCGUUGCCCAGUCUGGCAAUGCCAUGUCGGAUAUAGAGGACCAAGGUCCGAAAGCAGGCCAAGCAGGAGGCGUUGUAUGAUUGUCUCCAUACCCAAAACCUUGUCGUUCCAUGUUGGAGUGUGGACAGGGUAGAAGGUAUAUAUAGACCACCAGCGAUGCCUUGUGCAUGUCGAUUGCUGCUAUUCGUGAACACCACACGUCACUUCAUCCACCAGAUAAUCUACUUUCAAACCCCCCCCCUAGCACUUCAACUCUGGACAAACCCAGCGCUUGAUUAAGACAUCCCUAUUGUCGAAGACCAACCUUGCAGCAACCCGUUCGCUAUGGCACAAAAGUACGCAAAGGACCAGCCGGAAGGCUUCAAGAACUAUGUGGAAAACAUUGCAAUCGUCGGAGCAGGAGGCCAAGUGGGCGAAUACAUCGCCCGAGCACUCCUCAAGACAGGCAAGCACCGACUCACGGCCAUCACACGGGCGGACUCGAACAGCACGGUGCCCGAGGGCAUGGCCGUGAAGAAAGUCAACUACGAGGACCAGGCGACGCUGGUGGACGCGCUGCGGGGCCAGGACGUGUUGAUCAUCACCAUGGCGGUGACGGCGCCGCCGGACACGGAGACGAAGCUGGUCGACGCGGCGGCGGCGGCCGGGGUGCCGUGGGUCCUGCCCAACGAGUACAGCAGCGACCCGCGCAACAAGACGCUGCAGCACGAGAUCGUGAUCGGCGACCACAAGGACGUGACGCGGCGGCACAUCGAGGAGCUCGGGGUCAGCGCCUGGAUCAGCUUCACCUGCAGCUUCUGGUACGAGUACUCGCUGGCCGCCGCGCCGGGGAGCUACGGGUUCGACUUCGCCACCAAGACCGUGACCCUGUACGACGACGGGAACACCAAGAUCAACACCACGACGUGGCUGCAGUGCGGGCGCGCCGCGGCGGCACUGCUCGGCCUGAAGAUCCUGCCCGAGGACGCGGCGGACACGGCGCCGACGCUGUCGCUGUUCCGCAACAACGUCAUGUACGUGUCGUCGUUCCGGGUCAGCCAGCGCGACAUGCUGGCGUCGGUGUUGCGCGUGACGGGCGAUAAGGAGGACGACUGGACGGUGCUGCACGAGGACGUCCGGGAGCGCUACCAGGCGGGCGUGGAGCAGAUGAAGGGCGGCGACCGCCUGGGGUUCAUGAAGAUGCUGUACGCCCGCGUCUUCUUCCCCAACGGCGACGGCGACUACGAGUCCAAGUACGGCCUGCACAACGACGUCCUGGGCCUGCCCAAGGAGGACUUUGACGAGGCCACCAAGAGAGCCGUCAAUCUGGCUGCCAAGGGCGGACCGUUUGCCCAGCGCCGACAUUGAGAAAAUCGAACGUCGGGGUCUGAGAAGGGGGGAACAAAAGGGACAGUUGAACCGGGUCGCAAUGGGAUUACGGACCGAAACAAUUCCAGAUCAAUGCGCGUAGUAGAGAGAGAGAGUGUGUGUGUGCUCGUGUGAGGCAACUUAGCGAUCUCGUGGAGAUUUAGUUGAUACAGAGAAAUCCAUCACGGUGAUGAUGCACCUGUUUGAGAACUCCG
This is a messenger RNA of Cladophialophora immunda, 1596 nucleotides long. RefSeq lists its product as uncharacterized. The transcript has 2 exons. Gene Ontology annotation, molecular function: oxidoreductase activity. The coding region runs from base 359 to 1381 and encodes 340 amino acids. The record is from RefSeq and is a predicted model, not a curated record. Lineage: Eukaryota; Fungi; Ascomycota; Eurotiomycetes; Chaetothyriales; Herpotrichiellaceae.